UCAUGUCUGUUGAGAUACACUACGCAUGCGUAGUUUAAAGUUGCCGUCACAAAACGCAAAAUGAUGUGGCUGCUGAGAUAGUUUUGUUUAGCCUGAAAGACAAACAAACUGUUGCAAUGAAACUUAUCAUACUGGUUCUCUUUUGUGUCUGCUGCUCUGUAACAUCAGAAGAAGACGAGAGACUGCCGAAUAAAUGCGAAGUGUGUAAGUUUUUGUCAGUAGAGCUGCAGGGCGCUCUGGAGAAAACUGGUCGCUCCAAAGAAGUCCUGGAGGUCGGAGAAGUGCUGGGCACAGGCAAGAGAAAACGAAAGAUUAAAUACAACACCUCGGAAACUCGGCUGACUGAAGCGGUAGACAAUAUAUGUGAACGCAUCCUGCAAUAUAAUGUUCAUGCAGAGAGGCCUGGCAGCCUCCGAUACGCCAAGGGUGCCAGUCAGACCAUGACGACCCUAAAGAACCUGGUCCACAAAGGAGUUAAAGUGGAUUUGGGUCUGCCGUAUGAGCUGUGGGAUGAACCCUCUGUAGAGGUGUCACACAUGAAAAAACAGUGUGAGACAAUGCUGGAGCAGUAUGAGGAGGUUGUGGAGGACUGGUACUUCCAUCAUCAGGACAAGAGGCUGGAGAACUUCCUUUGUGAGAACCACGUCCUCAAGACAUCGGAGCAAGAAUGUAUAAAGGAGGCAUUAAAAGGAGACAUGGGGAACAAAGGAGGGGGCAAGGAAGCAGAUGGUGACAGCACAGAAGAAGAGGGAACAAGACAUGACGCUGGCGAGCUAUGAGGAAACCAUUGUCAAAAAGGGAAAUGCAGAAGACAACACAAUAACCUAAAUGUUAGCUUUUGGCUGGAUGUGACACAUGGUCAACAAAUUUUUUUUAUCUGGUGCCAAAUCCUGGUUCUAGAAAAUACGUUUGGAUUUAUGACUUUACACCACAUUACUGU
Messenger RNA from Etheostoma spectabile (orangethroat darter), 940 nucleotides. RefSeq names its product protein canopy 4. The transcript has 6 exons. The coding region runs from base 117 to 779 and encodes 220 amino acids. The record is from RefSeq and is a predicted model, not a curated record. Lineage: Eukaryota; Metazoa; Chordata; Actinopteri; Perciformes; Percidae.